Messenger RNA from Procambarus clarkii (red swamp crayfish), 5316 nucleotides. RefSeq names its product ribosome-binding protein 1. NCBI's taxonomy places the organism in Eukaryota, Metazoa, Arthropoda, Malacostraca, Decapoda, Cambaridae. The record is from RefSeq and is a predicted model, not a curated record. Gene Ontology annotation, cellular component: endoplasmic reticulum membrane.
AGGCUGUGGGCCAAUGGUGGGAGGUGUUGCAUGCCGGGUGGGCCAGUGCUCUCAGUGAGGCAGGGGAGGGAGCGGCCCACUCUCUCUCUCUCUCUCUUACCCCUCCUUGUUAUUAUUGCCUCGCCUACCUCACAUAACCCCCCUCUACGUGUAUCAGCGAGUACUCUUUACAGUGGUGUUGGUAAGAAGACAUCAUGGACAUUUUAGUUCUUGGAGGUGUGGUGCUGGUGUUGACAAUGGUGGUGUACUUGCUGGCCACCCUGGGCACAAAAGAAACUCCAUUUGAAGAGGCUAUAGCAGAACAACGGCAAAAACGCGACCAAGAUAAUGCACAAACUAAGGCCGAUAAGCAGCACAAGAAACCAAAGGUCAAGAAAGUAAAAGGGAAAAAGGAUGAUCCAGAAUCCGUGGGUGCUACGGCAGUACAAGAGGUGGAGGUCGAGCCCGAGCCUGAGCCCAAGCCCAAGCCAAUGCCGCCACCCCCACCACCACCACCCGUAGAAAAUGAACCUCCAACCCAGCCUACCCAGAAGAAGGAAAAGAAAAAGAAGAAAGAAAAGGAACGAGAGGUAGAAGAUGCUCCCAGGAAGAUAGUAGUGGAGGAAGUUCAGGAGACUAUCACCAUCAAGACAGAGGCAGUGAGGGUUGAGGCUGCUCCAGAGCCUGCAUCCUUGCCCCCCGUCAAGGAGGCCAAAGAAGUUGUUGUUGAGGUACCUGUUGUUGCUGUGGAGGUAGUAGUCACAGAGGCAGCUGUUGAGAGUCCUGUGGCUUCAGUGACUCCUGUGGCUCCAGUUGCUCUUGUGGAGAAGCCUACAUCACCCCAGGACAAAAAGAAGAAAAAAGAGAAACAGAAAAAUGAUAUCACCACUUUGAGUGAAUCUAAGCUCCUUCCCAUGGUGCAGCGAGCCCCACUGUCUGGUAACGAGAUCCAAACCUUGAUUGAUGUCCUUCUCAAUAAGCAGCAGCAGAACAAUGCUGGAGGUGACUGGGUAAAGAAAGGCAAAGUGGACCCUAUCACACAGUUGAAAAGGCAGUUGGAGGAAGUUGAAAAUCGCUUGCGUGAUAAAGAUGAAGCUCACUCUGCCCUCUCUGCAAAGAUUACUGAUCUGUGCUCAGAACUACAUGGAGAACGAUCCAAAUCAUCAAAGCUGAAGACUCAGUUGGAUGAAUCUGCUGCAAAUUAUCUUCGACAACAGGAGGCAGCGGCUGCUAGUGCCCAGUCGGCACAGGCAGCACGCUUGAAUGAAUUGCGCACAUCCUUGGAACAAGAGUACCAAGCAAAGCUCCAGCAGCAGCAGCAGCUAUUGGAUCAACUGCAGAGCACCAGUAAUGAAAGUGAAGUGACCACUUUACGUGCAUCACUAACCGAGGCUGAAAUGCAGGCAAAAAUGCUUCGACAAGAACACGAAGAAUUAAGUCAAAGAUGCCAACAAUAUGAGGAGCACAUAAGAGUUCUUGAAGAUAAGCGUAAUGGGGAAGAAGUAGCCAGAAAUGCUCAGCUAUCAGAGCUGCAAGCACAGCUUCAAAGUGCCGAUGCAGCUCGUGCUCAAGCUCUGGCAGAGUUAGCAGCCAUGGAUGCAGAUCGGAAUGCCUUGAGUGGACAGCUAACUGGUGAUAAAGCCAAAUAUGCACAAUUACAGCACAAACUACAGGAAAUAUCACAUGAGAAAACCGAAGUAGAUUCGAGAUUGACUCAAGUGGAAUCUGAGCUUUGUAGUGUACGCCAAGUGGUUUUAGACCAAAAUACUCAGAUUGAGCGACUAAAGGAGGAGAAAGAGUCUUUGGCAUCACAGAGCGUCCGUCCAGCUGCUGAAGGGCAAGAGAAUGGGGAUGUACAUACAGAACCGACCUCAGCGCCCGACACAGCCCACCUAGAAUCAUUAGUGAAGGAGAAAGAAAACCUAAUAGAAGAACAGUUGUCUGAAGUAGCAAACUUGAAGAAAGAAAUUAAGAGACUAAAAGAAGAUUUAGAGAGCCAAAGAGCGAAGAACAAUGAGUUACGAGAAAAGAACCACAAAGUCCUGGAGGCCUUAACGAGCACAGAGGAAAAACUGAUGGCUAGACUCAAGCAGGUGGAUGAGGCAUCUGGUGAAGUGGAAGAGGAGAAAGCAAAGGUUCGUGCCGUCCUAAGAAGAAUUUUCCCCGAGGUUGUUGUAGAUGAUGCAUUGGCCCUUCCUGUUAGGAAAAAGACAUACCAGGAUCAGGGAGCAUUCCUGAGCGAGUUUGAGAGCAAAGCAUUACAGGUUGCGACCCAGACUGUUCAGCAGCCUGAACCAGAGGUUGUAGAGAAGGUUGUGGAAAUUGUCAAGGUUGUGGAGAAAGAGGUUGAAGUGAAGGUACAGGAUCCCGCCCUUAAAUCACAAGUUGAGGAGCUUUCCAGAGAGAAUGCUGACCUUCGAUCACAGGUUGCUGGUCUCCAGGAAGCAUCUUCACCAUCAGUAGAUGACAGCCAAAGAAUUAGUGAACUAGAGGAAGAAGUGCGUGUAGUCUCUGAUAAGGUCACCCACUACCAGAAGGUCUUGGCAGAUACAGAAAAUCUGUUAAAAUCACUACAAGCCUCGGUAGAGUCAGAGGAGGUGGCGUGGAAGGAGCGUCUCUCCGAGAAAGAGAGUAGUGUGCGGCAGCUGACGGCAGACAAAGCCAACCUGAAACUCGAGGUGAAACAACUAGAAGAUACCUUAAAGACGGUUAAAAAGUCGGAAGAUGCAACGGCAGAGAUUUGUGGGAUGGAGUUUGCGUUAACUUGCAUAGAGAAGUCUCUACCCCUCGUAGUUACUCAGAUGCAGGCUCAGCUUAAAGUCCUACAGCAGCAAUUACAGAAGGAAGAGAAGGAGAAGUCCUCGCUUUUGGAAGAACUGAAACUUGCUCAGGACCAGCUCUCCAAGACAGCCACCAAAGGUGGUAGUGAUGAAGCAACUUUGCUGGAGCUGAAGACAAACAAUGACAAGCUGCGAACACUGGUCAGUGUGGGGCAGGAUGCCAGCCGGCAGCAGGAGCAGCUUAUCGAACAAUUGCAGAAGGAGCUAGCUGCUGUUAAGGCAGCCCUGGCCGCUAGCCGUGUGAGUAAAAUGGGCUACAUGGCUGGUUGGUUGGGACUCGACAGCAACAACACCAUCAACAACAACAACAACUCGAUGGAACAGCAGACUGCUAGCACUAAUGGCCCAGCUAAUGAGGAGCAAUGUCAGGAGGACAACACUUCGAGGGCCGACACCGCCAGUCUGAUGUCUGCUUCCUCUGCUUCAGUCACAGAUACUAACACACCUCAGGUUCAGUCAGGGGCAUCAGCUAAAAAGGCCAAAAAGAAAAAGAAGGGAUUUUUUGGAAAACUAAUUGGCAAAAGCACUGACCCUUAAGGGUGCUGGUGCCACGCAGUGACAAGUCAGAUUGGGGGCAAGCAAGCAGCCUUGACCUGCAAGAAUUUCACCGACAUUGGCUCACGUCCAUUCUUAGCCAUGGUGUCGGUGUGUCCACUAGCACUGUAAUGACUUCUGCCAUGAAGAUCUUUCAAUUUAACUGUAUUUUGUACUAAGCUUCUUUUGUAGGAAGAGAAAUUGAAAUUGUUGCUUCAUGGCAGAUUGUUUCAUGUUGGGACCACAUGUGGGUAAACCUUUUGAGCUGCAAUAUUAGUAUAAUUUUGUAUUUCUGUGCUGUUUAUGGGUAAUAGCACUAUAUUCCUAAAGUAAAUUUUUUAAGGGUAAUGACGGGCAGUUAUUGGAGACUGUUACCAGUAGAAGCUCGUUUUGGGUUGUGCAAAAGUUCAAUUCCCAGCAUGUUUCUCUAAGAUUGAACUUGUGUAGGUUACCCACUACUUAGAUUUUAUCUGUAAAUAUAUAUGUAUAUAUACAUGUAUAUGUAUAUAUAUACAUAUACAAGUAUAUGUAUAUAUUUGCACGAUAUAAAUACUGAAGUGAGAUGACAGAUUUCAUGUGGCAUUUUAAAGUGCAAUGUUGCCAGUGGUGGUGAAGUCUUGCAGGACAGUCUCGAGCACAUAACAUAUGUUGCAAUUGGCAGUUUGUUUCAUUAAGGAUACAUUUGUUUACUUUUAUAUGCCAUGAAGAGUACCAUUGUUGAAACAUUAUUUUAUGCCAUGAGUAUGACCAGUAGGGAAAGAGGUUUGGUGGCAGAUCUGGUCACCCCAAGUGUCAUGGGUGCACCUCUUUCUUUUGGUUUCAUUACUGCAGGGGGUAGGGGGCAUUUGCCAAGCAUUGAUUUAGACUUUGUUAUUAUUCCUUAGGUUCUUUUUUUGAGUUUUUAUUUUAUUUUAUUUUGAAGACUUUGUUACUAUGCAGCAGGAGCAUUCUUUGGUUCAACUGCUAUACUUUGUUACAAAGCUCAUUCCAGUGAUAAUUGCCCUUUUUAUAAGGGUUUUAUUUUCUCUUCAUAAGGACAGCUAAGUAAUGUACCAUUGAAAAAACUAACAAUAUGGUUAAGGUUAUGUUCUAGCUUUCACAUUCAUGGAUUAUCUUGACGUUAUGCAUACAGAAUUACUGAGAGUUAGAUAUUCAAUACAAAUUGUGCUUUUUUUAUAUAUGGCAGCAGCAGUGGUACAUAAUUUACCGAUUAAUUUUGUAUGACAAGCGGAAGACAAUUCCAGUAGGCCAUUAAGGAUACUUUUAAAGUUUCCAGUCCAUUCCGGGUGGGCUUGCUUUGUCUUCUGAUGCCUUGCGUCAGCAUAUCCAGUACUGUGGUAAUAAACCCCGUAGACCAAGAUUACUGUUACUAUUUUGUAUGGUGCAAGGAGCCAAGAACACAGUGUGGCAGUUUGUGGUUGUCCUAGGGGCGGGUGGCAUUACGUGGUAUCUUGUUUAACCUGGACACAUUGUAAGAGGGGUAUUGGGAUGGCGUUUGGUGCUUGCUUCCCUCUGCACAUGAGAGGUUAUGGAUCAUCAGUUUUUUUAUGGUGCUGCAAACCUGAACAUUUUUAGUUGUUAAUUUCAACCAUGACACAUCUCUGCCACAACUCUUCUAAGAUUGUACAAGACUUCUUUCUGGUGAAUUAUAGCAACAUGACUAUACUUGUACAUUUAUUAGUGGUGGUGUUGGCAGGAAGGAUGUUGUUUGGUUGUUUGAGGAUGUAGGGUAAUUGUACAGAAGAUGUAGCCCUUCAUUAUUUGUACAACAAUCUAAUCGUUGGUUUAGUUCUUAGCCAUUGAUGUUGAAUGUCAACAGUUCAAUGGUCAUAUCACACCAGUGCUAUAACUUAAAUUUCGUGCCCGUGUGCUGCCCUGUCUGGCGCGUGAGAUUGUUACCUUGUAUCCCUAAGGGGUAUUGCUGGGGACCUGGUAUUUCAACACAAAUACAUGGUUUAUCAAA